This is a messenger RNA of Phycodurus eques (leafy seadragon), 1542 nucleotides long. RefSeq names its product XK-related protein 8-like. Gene Ontology annotation, cellular component: plasma membrane. The record is from RefSeq and is a predicted model, not a curated record. Gene Ontology annotation, biological process: phosphatidylserine exposure on apoptotic cell surface; apoptotic process involved in development; engulfment of apoptotic cell. Lineage: Eukaryota; Metazoa; Chordata; Actinopteri; Syngnathiformes; Syngnathidae.
CUCUUGGUUUGUCGUUUAUAACUUCAGCGUGAAUAUACUUUGAAACAAUAAUGGUGCGUUUGGUCCGGUAAUGGAGUGAUUCCAUUCUAGUGUCCACCUGUGGGACUCAAUGAAAUGUUCUGGAUGGGUUGAAAGCAAAGUGAGCCGGUCUCAUUUGGAGACAAAUAACGGGACGCGUCGCCACCACAGGGCAGCUAACCGGCUAGCUAACUCGCGCUAAGUUGUUAUGGAGACUUUUUCCAAAUACUCUUGGAUCGAUUUCGUCUUUUCCGUCAUCGGAGUGUGUACUUUCUUGGCGGACUGGGGCUCCGACUUGUGGGUCGCUGUGGAGUUUUACUGCCACGGUGACUUUUUGUGGUUCGGCGCACUGGUCGCCCUCAUGAUCCUGUCGUCCUCCGUGCUCCAAAUGUUCAGCUGGUUCUGGUUGAAGUAUGACCGCCACCUUCCCGGGUUCCGAAGCGAGAUCGGAGCCGAAGCUGUGCUCUUCGUGGACAAAGUUAAACUGAGCUGCCUGUUGCAUGUGCUGCAGCUGGGUUUCCUUUGCAGGCACAUCUCGGCCAUCCGACAAGGCUUCCGGGUAUGGUGGCGGAAAGAGGAAGGCUCCGAGUACGCCGUCUACCUGACCCACGACCUCAGCAUGCUGCGGCUCAUCGAGACGUUCUGCGAGAGCGCUCCUCAGCUCACGCUCAUGAUCUAUGUGGUGCUGCGCACCAACAAAGCCAGGACCGUCCAGUUCGUCAGCAUUGUGGCAUCAACCACGUCCAUAGCCUGGAUGGUGGUGGAUUACCACCGUUGCUUGCGCGCCUUCCUGCCAGACAAGGCCAAGCAGGGCUGGGGUUCGUCUUUGGUCUACUUCCUGUGGAACCUGCUGCUCAUCUCCCCACGCGUCGCUGUCCUCGCCCUCUUCGCUUCUGUCCUGCCCCCCUACAUUGCCGCCCACUUCCUGAUGGUUUGGUCUUGCUUUGUUGUAUGGGCUUGGCGACAGAGGACCGACUUUAUGGACAGCGUCGGUGGGGAAUGGCUCUACCGGGCCACCGUGGGGCUCAUUUGGUACUUCAGCUGGUUUAACGUAGCCGAGGGUCGGACUCGAAGCAGGAGCAUCAUCUACCAUACCUUCAUCACGACCGACGGGGGGAUCCUGCUAGCCACUUGGUGGUGCUACCGCGACCCCGUGACCUCCCAGCCAUACGCAGUGGCGCUGCUCAUCACUCUACCUCUUACCUACUUGCUGGGACUGCUCUUUAAAUGCAUCUACUACUGUUGCUUCCACCCUAAGCUGUGGAGGCCCCCGCUGAGGGAACCAGGACUGCCUGACGACUUGCCCGAUGCAGAAGUGUCCUUCAGAGAAUUUCCCAUCCAGGACGGAGGAGUGCCGCACUGUUUUAACACCGUCGAUCUGUCAUUCUGUUCAAGCAUGCCGGCGUUGUGGAGAUCACGUCCUGCAGCUGCAUUACAAAGACCCAAAACCCAGUAGACGCUGCGGUGGUGUUCGUGACUCACGACCUCAGCAUGCUACGGCUCUUCGAGGCUUUUUCAGAGAGU